AUGCCAAUUUGUGUACCUGUUCUGUGCUUUGGUAAGACCUACACCUGUGAUUUUAUUCUUAUGAUCAAAUAUGACUUUCUUGAACACAAGGAAUCAGCUUUAUUCAAGAGUAGAAUGGGAAUUGAAUUUUGCAACUUGGUGUCCAAGUUUUAUCUAUUUGUCAUUACAUCAAAAGGUCAUAUAGCACUUUUGAAAGGUGUAAUAGUAAACAAAGUUAAGAUCAGGUUGUCAAAGGAAGAGUGUGAGAUUUUGCAAGGAUGUCCCCACCCAAGCCGAAAGGAAACCGUGCAUCACAUCAACAACGUCAUGGGACUAAUCAUUGUAUGGAGCAAGAAAUGGCAAGUCAUCUUCACCCCUGAGAAGACCCAGGUCACACUGAUAACGCGAUGCCAGGUUUUCUUUGCAAACACUCUGGCCCUGGUGAUGGACAGCAAGACCCUUGCCUACAACAGCACCAUCAGCAUCCUAUGGGUGCAGAUCGAUAAUCACCACACCCUCACAGACCAUAUCAGGGGAAUGGCAAAGAAUGCGGCGAGGAAACUGGCAUGCAUCCAUCAUAUCACACCCCUCCUUGAUGCUAAAGGCUGCUACACGCUCUACCACACCCAGGUUCGUCCAGUUAUGGAGUACUGUCCCUUGGUGUGGUCCUGCUGCCCUUCAUCACACCAGCAACUGCUAGACAGGGUCCAAAAUUGA
This is a messenger RNA of Penaeus vannamei (Pacific white shrimp), 696 nucleotides long. NCBI's taxonomy places the organism in Eukaryota, Metazoa, Arthropoda, Malacostraca, Decapoda, Penaeidae. The record is from RefSeq and is a predicted model, not a curated record.